Ceratotherium simum simum (southern white rhinoceros) is the source of this 2279-nucleotide messenger RNA. The record is from RefSeq and is a predicted model, not a curated record. Lineage: Eukaryota; Metazoa; Chordata; Mammalia; Perissodactyla; Rhinocerotidae.
AUCGUCCAGCUGCAAAAGCCUCCAAGCUCUCGGGUCAGCUGUGGAUUCUUUGCUGAGAUGGAGGUGUAACCGAAGAAGGGAGCUGAAAAGUAAGAAGGACAGAAAAUGAAAGCAAAGAGGGUGGAUGACCUGAGCCAUACGCAGUGGCCAUGGAGCAGGAGACCAUCUUCCCCGAGGGAUGGGCCGAGGACUUGGCUACUCCCCUGACCAUAAAUGGCUUGGCCAGGACUCUCUUGGAGCCACUUCUUGCUGUCACCCUUGGCUCUCCCAGCUGGAUGUUCCUACAAAUGCAAGACACAAGCCAAUAACUCUAGCAAGAAAGGAGCUUGCCGAGGGUAGUGUUCAGAGAAGGUUCUUUGGAGGCUGGCGGAAAUGAGUUUUUCACUGAACUUCACACUGCCAGCCAACAUGACUUCCUCCCCAGUUGUUACAGAUGGGAAAGGAGCAGACUGUGGGCCCUCUCUUGGAUUAGCAGCAGGCAUCCCGUCCCUGGUGGCCACAGCCCUGCUGGUGGCUUUACUAUUUACUCUGAUUCACCGAAGAAGAAGCAGCGAUGAGUCCAUUGAGGAAAGUGAGAAGCCAUGUGAAAUUUCAGAAAUCUAUGACAGUCCCAGGAUAGCUGAGAAUCCUAGGAGGGCACCCACACAUGAGAAGAAUAUUAUGGGAGCAGAAGAAGCUCACAUAUAUGUGAAGACUGUAGCAGGAAGCGAGGAGCCCAUGCGUGACACUUACCGUCCUACCAUAGAAAUGGAGAGAAGAAGGGGAUUGUGGUGGCUUAUGCCUAGACUGAGCUUGGAAUGAUGCAGCUCAGUCAAAGAGCAGAUCUGGAGCUGGGACAAAGCUGAAAACCCGGGGAUUUAUGCUUGAGUGAGGAGAGAUGCCAAGCUGCUUCUUAACCAAUCCAAAUUUCAUUGACAGAUCUGGAAAACUUUUGGAUUGAUUUGUCUCUUUAGGGGGCAGAUCUGAUAAGGUUCAUUCCAAGUCUCAGAUCUUGUAGUUUGAUAAGCAGUGAAGCACCGAGUGUGGUCACUGUGCAUCCAGAAGGAGCCUUUGGAUCCUGUUCCUGACCCCAGUGGGAAUUUGCCUUUCUUUGUGGUUUUGGGAAGGGACUUGAUUUCUGAGUGUCUUGCCUUCUCAUCUUUUUUCACAUCACUUUUCUCAAAAAAACCAUCAGACCUGGCUUCCAUGGGACAGUUGACCAAGGCCAACAUGGUACAAGUUGGGAUAUCCAUGAGGCUUAAAGGGAGUGUGUGAGGGGAAGCAGUUCCUUAUUUCUGAAUAUCUCAGGGUAGAAAUCAUGUGGAACCACACAUUCCCUGACCACAGGUGCAGCAUAUGGCUGGAUCAUUCAUUGCUCCCACUUAUGUCUGUGAUCAGAGAGUAUUCAAGGAAGACAAUUCUGCAAUGGACUGUGUGUGUGUUGAGGGUACAUAGGGUGGAGGGAAGGCAGAGGUUUCGAAAGAUUAUUAGAAAUGAGGGCUGUAUCCAUUUUAUCGGAGUAGAGAGAAAGGUCCAAGUCCUUGGACUAUCAUGGGGAUCAACUCACCGGCAGGAAGAGAGAUCAAGAGCACCCUGAGUGGAUGAACACAGGACCAAAGGGAUGGGCCAAGUAGUAAUGUGCCUGCCACCUGAGGGAAGCCCAUGGACAGGUCAGCCAGCUCAAGCCAUGACCUCACCAUCGCUUCUGUGAGGAAUCUUCCAGGAAUCCUGGUUCCUCCAUGUAGGGCCAUUGCACAUGAGUAGGCCAGGUGUCCUGGUGGGCGAAUCUGGGUUCAGGACAUCUUGGGGUUCAUCCACCAGCUCCAUGCAUCACCUUGAUAAGCUGUGGAAACAUUCCUUUCUCACACAGGGCCUCUGAUUGCUCAGAAACACACCCCCUCUUCUUCAAAUAACCAAAAAUGGGUUCUACAAAUCCAAUCACUGCCAAGUGCCAACACGUGCUUUUCACAGCCCCUUGUGAAAUUCAAUUUUGUGCUAAGAAGUCCCCUAGGUCCAGUCACCUUGACAAGCAGAUCUGGCCAUUUUUAAGCAGAUUUGCCCAGUGAUCCAGGGGCUUGUGCUUCUCUUAGAUGUUGGGAAGGACCUUGAGUUUGCUGAGAACUUGACUGUGGCCUUGGCCUUGACACUCAUAGGUUCUGGCCCUGGGGCAGAUUGUUGACCAGUAGAAGCCUCAGUUCUUUUCUUACAAGAUGGAGAUAGCAGUUCUCAUCCUUCUACCCCCAGGGCAGUUGUGAGGAUUGAAACACGCAUGUGAAUAAGCCUUGCAGUCUAUAAAGUAA